Molecule: messenger RNA, 1173 nt
Organism: Arachis stenosperma
Lineage: Eukaryota; Viridiplantae; Streptophyta; Magnoliopsida; Fabales; Fabaceae
Exons: 2
Coding region: 1-1173 (390 amino acids)
Source: RefSeq, a predicted model, not a curated record
AUGAGUGAUUAUGAAACAGAUAAUGAUACUGAAUAUGAAGAAUAUGAAAAAGAUUACGAAUCAGCUGCUAUAUUAGCUAUUUGUGGAGUUGCCAAUUAUUACUUGCGAUAUGUCCUCAAACAAGAGAAAAGGACUUCAAAACUAUCAGGAUAUCAAUGGCUAUUAGAAUUAAAGGAAGGGAAUGAAAUGCGAUUUUUUGAACAAUUUAGAAUGAGAAAACCAGUGUUUAACCGUUUAUGCAAUGAUUUGGUUCUCAAUUAUGGCUUGAAAUCUUAUAGAAUGAUAGAGGAGCGAUUUCAGCAUUCAGGUGAAACUAUAUUUCGUCAAUGUCAUCAUGUUCUAUCAUGUGUGAAGAAAUUGGCAAAAAAUAUUAUUAGACCUAUUGAUCCUAGUUUUGGAGACACACCUAAAUAUAUUAUGGAUAAUGAUAGAUAUUGGCCAUAUUUCAAAGAUUGUAUUGGAGCUAUAGAUGGUACGCAUAUAGCCAUUCAUGUUCACCAAGAUGAGCAAGUGCGAUUUAUUGGUAGAAAAGGAAAUACUACAACAAACGUAAUGGCUGUGUGUGAUUUUAAUAUGUGUUUUACAUUUAUAUGGGCUGGUUGGGAAGGUUUUGCACAUGAUACAAGAAUUUUUAUGGAGGCUCUUCGAACAAAAAAGCUAAAUUUUCCACAUCCACCAGAAGGUAAAUAUUACUUAGUUGAUGCUGGUUAUCCAACUUUUAAGGGAUUCUUAGGACCUUAUCGUCAUACAAGGUAUCAUAUUCCACAAUUUAGACUAGCACCAAAUUUUAGAUCAAACAAUGAAAAGUUCAACUAUUGUCAUUCAAGUUUAAGGACAGUAAUUGAAAGGACUUUUGGAGUAUGCAAAGCAAGAUGGAAGAUACUACAAAACAUGCCAUUAAGAGCCAAAUUUGAAACCCAGCGUGAUAUCAUUGUUGCAUGUUUCACUCUUCAUAAUUUUAUAAGAAUGAUGGAUUCUGAUGACAUAAGUAUUUUGCAAAAGUUUGAAGAUAUUGUUUCGUUACAAGCCAAUGAAGAUGACAGUACUACUGUAAGAAAUGGAUCAACAAAUUCUGAAAUUAAUAAAUGGAAAGAACCAACACAAGAAGAUGUUCGGGCAAUAGAAGAAAUAAGAGACAAUAUAAGAGAUCAAUUAUCGGAUCAAAUAAAUUAG